Messenger RNA from Grosmannia clavigera kw1407, 540 nucleotides. RefSeq lists its product as uncharacterized. The transcript has a single exon. The record is from RefSeq and is a predicted model, not a curated record. Lineage: Eukaryota; Fungi; Ascomycota; Sordariomycetes; Ophiostomatales; Ophiostomataceae. The coding region runs from base 1 to 540 and encodes 179 amino acids. Gene Ontology annotation, molecular function: gamma-glutamylcyclotransferase activity.
AUGCUCUACUUUGCCUUUGGCAGCAAUCUCUCGCUGCAACAAAUGUCCAAACGCUGUCCGCAGAGCCGCUUCAUCGGACGUGCUAUCCUGCCUGACUACCGCUGGCAAAUCAACCAGCGUGGAUAUGCCAAUGUCGUACAGUGCUGCGGUAGCUCUGUGCACGGCCUGGUAUACUUGCUCGAAGCUGCCGACGAGGUUUCUCUUGACCGCAGCGAGGGCGUCGGCAUUGGCGCCUACAGCAAAGACUACUGCGACGUUCUCCUCUAUCCAGCCGCUGUCGAACUGCAGAAACAGCCUGACCAGGUCAGAAGUGCUAUUGAUGGCGAUCAGCAAGGCGCCCACCCACCCGAGCAGCGACCACAUCUGCAGGAGAACACGCUCGUGUAUCUCAGCACCCACUACAUCAAACCUGGUGCUCCCCACGAAGAGUACAUCCACCGCAUCAACACUGGCAUACGAGACGCUGUCUCACUUGGCGUACCGCCUGCCUUCUUCGAAAAUGCCGUCCGCCCACUGGUGCCUUCUGAGCUUGAAGGUUGA